Talaromyces amestolkiae is the source of this 762-nucleotide messenger RNA. RefSeq lists its product as uncharacterized. The record is from RefSeq and is a predicted model, not a curated record. Bases 1 to 762 code for a protein of 253 amino acids. Lineage: Eukaryota; Fungi; Ascomycota; Eurotiomycetes; Eurotiales; Trichocomaceae. The transcript has a single exon.
AUGAGACUCAUCUUCGUCUUCUCUCUUCUGGCCGCCAAUGUGCUUGCCUUCGAGAGCAACACUGCCAAUCUUCCAGAUGUUGCGCUGUUGGUGAAACGUCAAGACGGUGGCAGUGGCAAUUCCAGCUUCACUUCCGUCGCUGCAGCUACCACAACUGCUGCGGAUACCACAACUACUGCAGCUGCUACGUCCAUUUCGACUACGUCUGUUGCUCCAACAACUACCGCUGAACCAACAUCGGUGGCUCCAACAACUUCAUCCACCAGCAGUGCAACUUCAACAUCGCUUCCACCUUCUGUUGUGACCACGACCUCGACAUCAACCGAGCCGCCUGCCAGCACUUCGUCUAGCUCAACUUCUACCUCAUCUACAUCUGAGCCCCCCGCAACAACAUCAGCAACGACAACUUCAGAGCCUGCUUCGUCAUCUACUUCAUCAUCAACAUCAACAACCUCAACUACAUCGACUUCCGCCCCCUCAACAACAUUCACAUCUACAACAAGCAGGCAUGCAUCGACCACAUCAUUCUUAACAUCCACCUACCAGUCAACCACCACCCUUCCCAACGGCAGCCUCAGCACCGUAACCGCCGUCACCGUCGUCGUCGCCACAGGCGCUGCUGACACGACCGGUACCUCCACGACUAGCGCAUCUUCAACCGCUCACUUGCAGACCGGUGGUGCUGCUUCCCCUUCUCGUGGAGUGGCCAUGGGCAUGUGUGCUAUGAUUGCUGGAGCGGCUGCUUUUGCCAUUUCGUUCUAG